AUGCCCUUCCUAGGCCACCCGUUCCGCCUGCUGCUGGCUGUGGGCAAGACGCUGGCACUGGCGCACGUGUGCUGGAAGUACGGCUACAGCGCCGGACCGGGGUCGGGCCCAUCCAUGAUCCCGACGUUCCUGGUGGCCGGCGAGUGGAUGGUGGUGGACAAGGGCUACCGCCGGGGCCGCGGCGUGCGGGUAGGCGACUGCAUUGACUACAAGAUCCCCGUGGAACACAACGAGGAGGGAGUCAAGCGCGUCAUCGGAAUGCCAGGAGACUACGUGCUGGUCAACAGCCCCGGAGCGAGGAAUGACGACAUGCUGCAGGUACCCAAGGGACAUUGUUACAUCGUCGGCGAUAACCUUCCGUGGUCCCGAGAUAGUCGGGAUUACGGUCCACUGCCUCUGGCGCUGGUAAAUGGCAAGGUUGUGGCCAAGAUCAACUUUCAAGGCUGGAAUCCAAUGCGCUGGUUCACAAGGGUGGAUAAUGGGCUGACCGUAGACAAGUGA
Neoarthrinium moseri is the source of this 501-nucleotide messenger RNA. RefSeq lists its product as uncharacterized. The record is from RefSeq and is a predicted model, not a curated record. Lineage: Eukaryota; Fungi; Ascomycota; Sordariomycetes; Amphisphaeriales; Apiosporaceae. Gene Ontology annotation, cellular component: mitochondrial inner membrane peptidase complex; membrane. The transcript is spliced from 2 exons. Gene Ontology annotation, molecular function: serine-type endopeptidase activity. The coding region runs from base 1 to 501 and encodes 166 amino acids.